AUGAGAGUUUUACCAAAUGAAAUUGAUUUUGCUAAAUAUUUGUUAGAUGUUGGUAAUGGAGCAUUAAAUGAUCAUGAUAAUAAUAUUAAGCUUCCUCAACAAUGUAUAUUACCGCCAAAUAAAUGUAUUGUUCAAAACAUUUUCGGCAAUUUAAUAGAAGAGAAAAAAUUUGAUGAAAUUAGUCAUUGUGCAAUUUUAUCUGCCAGAAAUGCUGAUGUAGAUGAAAUUAAUAAUAGAGUCACUAAUUUGUUAGAUAAAAGUACAGAACAUAUUUACACGGGCAUAGAUAGCACUGAAAAUUGUGAUAAUGGUCAUAUGGAAGAAGUACUUUUACCAAAAUAUCUCAACACAAUGAACCCUCCUAACUUCCCUCCUCAUCGAUUGCGUUUACGAAAAUUUUGCAUAGUGAUGUUGAUCAGAAAUAUUAGUCUUGAUGAAGGAUUGUGUAAUGGAACAAAAUUACAAGUACUUGAUUUUUCUAAUCAUUUAUUAAAAUGUAAAAUAUUGACAAGCGACAAGCGCAAUAACAUUGUAUUUCUCAAUCGAAUUACGUUGUAUUGUGAAAAUCAAUAUCCACUUACGUUUAAAAGACGACAGUUUCCAAUUCGAUUGGCUUUUGCUAUAACUAUUAAUAAAUCUCAAGGACAAACUUUCGAUAAAAUUGGUAUUGAUCUUCGAAGAGAUGUUUUUAAUCAUGGUCAACUUUAUGUUGCCAUGUCUAGAGUGAGAUUGUAG
This is a messenger RNA of Phymastichus coffea, 735 nucleotides long. Its product is annotated as ATP-dependent DNA helicase PIF1-like. Lineage: Eukaryota; Metazoa; Arthropoda; Insecta; Hymenoptera; Eulophidae. Bases 1 to 735 code for a protein of 244 amino acids. The record is from RefSeq and is a predicted model, not a curated record. The transcript has a single exon.